AUGGGUCCUAAAACCCUCAACCUAUCGCAAACAACUUCGGACUUUGAUGAAAAUGCAAACAAAACAGAGACGAAUGAGGAUCUUAAUCGACUGCAGCUUAUAUCCUCGUCAGAUCAUGGCAACCACAUAUCGCCUAUGUCGGAGCACGAAACCACGGUGUUCUCGAGAGUGUCGCCGGUCAGAGGACAAUGUCUGAUUAUUCAGGGACUUCCCGAAUCCACAGCUAGUGCCUCCAAAGAGCGGGUCUCGGCAGACUUGCAACUCUUCCAAUGCCUACUCAAAGAACUUCUGCGCCCCAAUGAGGAAGUUUCGGUUCUCAAGGCCUUUAGGCUUGGAAAGCGCUCAAUCGACAUAUCAGAGCACUCACGUCCCCGACCACUCAAGAUUGUGUUAGCCAACCAAGAACAAGUAGGACUUAUUCUCUCACGACGAUUCCGAAUCAAAGACACCAACCGCGGCGUUUUUGUUCUGCCGGACUACACACCGGCAGAGAGAAUAAAACAAUUAGUUCUGGAACUGAGAACAAGGUUGCAGAAUGGCGAGACGGAUCUUGUGAUCUACAACAACCAGAUAGUGCAGCGCCCUCUCCUAAUCCGUUAG
Messenger RNA from Spirometra erinaceieuropaei, 600 nucleotides. The record is from the annotation of a GenBank genome assembly. Lineage: Eukaryota; Metazoa; Platyhelminthes; Cestoda; Diphyllobothriidea; Diphyllobothriidae.